CAGUUCAAGCCGAGACAAGCAAGUAGUCCUCAAGAGGCAUCAGCCACACCAGAGCUGUCACUUCACUUUUCUCCCUCCGAUUGCCUUCGUGUCAACCAUCCCUCACCGCCACCCAAAAACCCUCUCUCCUCCUCCUCCGUUCGCCGCCACACAUGGAGGCGGUCGGCUCUCGGUUGGGCCGAGCAUCCUCCCGCUACGGUGCUCCCACCGUCUUCACCGGCCCUGUCCGUAAGUGGAAGAAGAAGUGGGUUCACGUUUCUCCCCACUCCUCCGCCUCCUCCGUUCCCUCCCAUAGCUCUCACCACUCCCAAUCCAACACUACCAACGGCUCCGCCUCUCGCCUCCUCCUCUGCCGCUGGACCCCUAUCACUGCCUCCUCCGCUUCUCCUGCCGACAAUGACUCUGCAAAUGCCUCCGAUGAACCUCCCAGGCGGAAGUUCCGCUACACUCCUAUUGCUGUUUUAGAGGAACAGAAAAGGGUGGCUGUUGGAAAGGCUGAAAAUGGACCAACGACUGAAAUAGGCCAGUCAACAGCUAGACCGACCAGACCGACCAGCAUGACUCAAGAGACACGUGGGAAGUUGAACAUGAAUGAAACCUCAGAGCCAGAGGAUGAGACUCAGGAAUUAAACAUCAAUCCGUUGGAGCUUGGUUUAGGCUUCAAAGGUGACGACGAUGACGACAGUUGAAACAAUGAUUAACAAUUAAGAACAAGAAGUUCUGGUGGGAGGUCGACGAGUUGAAUCUCUGUAAACCUGUUGGCCCCAAAAAGAGAAGUGGAAGAUAGAAACUGAAUUAGUGUGGAAGUUAAGUAAUUCAGGAAAGAGCCGAUGUAUUAUGAUGCGCUGCUCUGUGAUGGAGUAUUUGUAUAGAUUGGUGUGGUUAGUUAUCGUUAGUGUAGGAUUAGUAGUGAGUAGCGAGUGUUGGUUGAAAAUAGGAUCAUCAUUAUCAGUUGUAUUUAUGGUGCGUUGAUUCCACAAAUUGAGACUACUCAGUAACAGUAGUGUAUGAUGCAAAAUCUCUUAGGGAAACACGACUGCUCGGUGCGUGCUUGUCAAAAUAAAUAGCCCGAAUUUGUAUGUUA
Molecule: messenger RNA, 1084 nt
Organism: Prosopis cineraria
Lineage: Eukaryota; Viridiplantae; Streptophyta; Magnoliopsida; Fabales; Fabaceae
Exons: 3
Coding region: 153-689 (178 amino acids)
Source: RefSeq, a predicted model, not a curated record